This is a messenger RNA of Engraulis encrasicolus (European anchovy), 5853 nucleotides long. RefSeq names its product versican b (gene vcanb). Gene Ontology annotation, biological process: central nervous system development; glial cell differentiation; cell adhesion. Gene Ontology annotation, cellular component: perineuronal net; synapse. Gene Ontology annotation, molecular function: hyaluronic acid binding; calcium ion binding. NCBI's taxonomy places the organism in Eukaryota, Metazoa, Chordata, Actinopteri, Clupeiformes, Engraulidae. The coding region runs from base 720 to 4763 and encodes 1347 amino acids. The record is from RefSeq and is a predicted model, not a curated record. The transcript is spliced from 15 exons.
GUGUUCCCAAUUGUUAUUGAAUGUGUUACGCGUUGGUCCUGUUUUAAAAAACGUUCUGGUUGCUUUGUUUCAAGACGUUUUUGCAAGCUGGCAAGGUGGCUUGUGGAGAAACGAGAGAGUGUUCCGUGUUUCUCGUGGAAAUGCGUCUCUGAUUGGCUCACUCCUCCUGCUCUCAAAGAAACGCGUCUCUGAUUGGCUCAGUCCUCCAGCUCCUGGAGGGAAUGUAAUGGGAAACAGAGUCGCCACUUCCCCGGGUGGUACUGCACUAUAGGGGCGCCAACGGAGGCGUGCAGGCUCCAUUCAGGGCUGUGCUCUUUCGACAGCGACCCCUAGGCGAGCUGUAGGCACGGAGCAACCGGAGUGAGCAGGCUUUAUGUAUGAGGCUUUGUGAUGUGUGUGUACCUGAGAGUAGCAACCAGCUGAUAGCUAAGCUAAGCUAUGUUUCGGGCCACCAGACGUUGCUUGUUUUGAAAACAAGCAGAAAAAAAUUACUCGACAUGUUUUUAGAUAAAUGGGUCGAUAUAAACCUUUGUGGGCAACGCCUUCUUUCGACGUGACGAAACACAGAAAGGCUUUCGUGAUUCGCUCGUUUCUCUGCAUUAUUGAUGUAAAUUGGGAAACACCGGGAAACACAGCCAGGAGAGUUGACGCACCGCUAUGAGAGCCUUGCAAGUGAGUUUAACUUGGGGUGACCGUCCGAUCUUCGAAAGGAAUCCGAGAUGCCUCACAUAAAGCACAUACUUUGGCUAGUUUGCGUGUGUGUCCUCUCCCAAAAUGCAGACGCCAUGGCGAUGAGAGCCCAGAUCAGUUCCCCCGUCCAGGGCUCUCUGGCGGAGACGGCGGUCCUCUCCUGCCACUUCACCACCAGGAGCGGCACCGGCCUCCCGGCCACCACCACGCCGACCUCGGCCGCAGACCACCUGCGCAUCAAGUGGACCAAGCUGGAGGGCGACACGGAGAAGGUGGUGCUGGUGGCCCAGAACGGUGUCAUCAAGACGGGACCGGGCUACCUGGGCAGGGUGUCCGUGCCGGCCAACAUCGAGGAGGCCGGGGACGCCUCUCUGACCGUGCAGCAGCUGCGGGCCAGCGACGAGGGCGUCUAUCGGUGCGAGGUCAUGUAUGGCAUCGACGACACACAGGCCACCGUCUCCUUGGACGUCAGUGGUGUUGUGUUUCACUACCGGCCGGGCACCACUCGGUAUGGGCUAACCUUUGAGCAAGCCAAGCAGGCCUGCCAAAAUGUCGGAGCCACAAUAGCCACAGAGGACCAACUGACGUCUGCGUUCGAGGAUGGCUUCGACCACUGUGACGCCGGCUGGAUAGCGGAUCAGUCUGUCAGAUACCCCAUCACCACGCCAAGACCAGGCUGCUUUGGAGACAAGCUGAAGAAGCCUGGCAUCCGAACCUACGGAGUCAGAGAUGCCACUGAGCUGUAUGAUGUCUACUGCUAUGUUGGCAAGAUCCCCGGUGAGGUCUUCUACCCCCCUGGGACCCGCAUGAACCUGCGAGAGGCCAAGUCCUACUGCAAGAGGCUGGGCACCGUGGUGGCCUCCGUCGGACAGCUGCACGCCGCCUGGAGGGAGGGCCUGGACCGCUGUGACUACAGCUGGCUGUCUGACGGCAGUGUGCGCUACCCCAUCUCCGUCCCCAGGUACCAGUGCGGACGAGGCACGCUGGGAGUUCGCACUCUCUACCGCUACGAGAACCAGACUGGAUUCCCUCUGCCCAACCAGAAGUUUGGUGUCUUCUGCUUCAGAGCAUACCAGUUCUCCACCACCGCCCCAGUGCGUAUCCCAGUCUCCUCCACCACCGUCGCCACCAAGACCUCCCCCAGACGCCCCGACUCGAGGGAGGAGUCCCUGUCCACGUUCUCCUCCACCAUGACCUCCCCGGCCAGCCGAGUCUCCUCCACCACCUCCCCGGUGGCCUCCCCGACCCCGUUCAGCGACUACUCUGAUGAGGUGAUGAGCCGCGUCCCCCUGGUGGAGUCCAUCCCAGAGUUCCCCCUGCCUCCUCUCCCGCCUAAGAAGGGAAAACCCGGCCUGGAUGUGGAGCAGGCCAAGGAGCACGAGAGCAGUGCGGACGGAGGUAGUGGCGUGGGCGAGGUCACCCCUCUGGCCACCCCGGGCGCCCCGAUCCUGACGGGCGACGGCUCCGACAAGCCGGCUAUCGUGUUCAAGGGGACGCCUGCCACGGAACGGGACGUCUUGCCGCCGGGACGUCCCGAGGACAGCACCAGGGACGCAGUGGUCAUCGCCGAGUCGGCCACGGCGCCCACGGGCGUGGUGGUGGCCAAGAUCCCCGACGGGGAUGGUGUCGAUGCCACCGGGCUUCAGACUGAUGCCACCAAGCCACCGUUCCACCUGAUCAUUGUCAACGUGGAUCACAAGAAUCAAUCAGUCGAUGACAUUCUGCACAUCAUUGGAGGCAUCCCAGCUCCCGACCUCAGUUUCGACGUGCCGACCACCACAGACAGCGACGCGGCGCCGGGAAGCGGCGACAUCGACUCCCCAGCCGUCGGCGCCGUCACCAUCAGCCCCACGCUGAGCUUCGUCAACGGGAAGCACGAGAUCACCAUCAAGCCCGACGAGGACGUGCAAGAAGCCCGCGGCGACCAGUUUGAGGUCGCUACGCCGUCCAUUCUGAUUCCAGGUCCCGAUGAUGGUACUGAGACAGAGACGACGACUCCCUUCGACUACGUCAUCGAGGUGAACACUUACGAUGUAGACGGGUUCGAUGCUGAGUCCACCACAUCUUCUCCAACCAGCACGCCGUCUAGCCGGAAAACCACAAAGCAGGAAGUCGACGGCAAAGUCACAACAAGCGACUCAGCCAAAGGAAGUGAGGAGGCAGCGAGACCCCCAACAGAGGACGAGAGGGACAGGACUCGCGGCGAAGGAUCCGCGGACGACUCUGCCCCCACCGCUCCAUCCCAAGCUUCCAUCACCGUGGCAACGGACGAAGCUGAGAUCGCAGAGGGUGGCAAGGUCUCGGAGACCACAGUCAGCCCGAUCGUCAUCGCCACUCCCAAAGCUGAGGGCGAGGCCGACGGGAAACCAGCAGACGCAGAAGACUUCGAGGGCUCGACUUCUGCCGAUGAUGACGGCUCUGGACAGGACGAGCGCCCCGCUGGUGAGACCGGCGAGUCCGUUAAGCCAGCGGAUGCCAACGGAUCCCCGCUGGCUGUGCCCGAUGUCACGCUAUCCUUAACCACCCCGAUGGGCACCACUCUGGACCAGCGUGGACGCGGCGAUAAGCUCGACAAGGACGACGGAAAAGACACAGCGACAGAAUCCCCUCUGGCAGUGCCUGCAACGAGUGUCGAGGAUGGCGGCUCUGGCGAUCGCAAGACAUCCUCUGAGGAGGUUGAUUCAGUGGCAACUGCUCCACCCGCACUGGGCGCAGGGGCUGUAAGCGUAGACAGGGCUGACCCCAGACAGACAACUGCCGGCAAGUUCGUAACCCCUGCAAAGGAGACCGUUGGACUCCCGGGAACCACCAGGGGAAAAGACGCCACCAAGGUGACGUCUGGCUCAGCCACCACCGGGCGUAAAGAUCCUGUUGUGACUUCUGGUUCAGCCACCACCGGGCGUAAAGACACCGCUGCUGUAGUGCCACCAAAGCCCGCUGAGAGCCAGCCUGAGGUGACUCCUCCUAAGCCUCAGACCACGGGCAGCAGAACCACCCAGGGGGGUGAUGAUUACGAGGACGGUCCAGAUUAUGACGCUGGACCCAAACUGGUAGAGGCCGGCCCGCCUCCUGUUCGCUCCACGACCGCAGUACCAGAGACUGGAACCGGCCACCAUGUGGAGGGACACACCGUGGACCUGCCAGCUCUUGUCCUGUGCCCUGAAGGGGACUGUCAGAAUGGAGGCACUUGCUAUCUGCAGGGGAAAGUGAAGACCUGCCUGUGUGCUCCAGGCUUUGAUGGAGAUCGCUGUGAGAAAGAGGCUGACGAGUGCCAAUCCAACCCCUGUCUGAACGGGGCCACCUGCGUGGACGGCAAAAACACCUACACCUGCGUCUGCCUGCCCAGCUACUCUGGGUCCAACUGCGAGCACGACACAGAGACGUGUGACUUUGGCUGGAGCAAGUUCCAGAGCCACUGCUACAAGUACUUCAGCCACCGCCGCACCUGGGACGCCGCAGAGAGGGAGUGCCGGCUGCAGGGGGCGCACCUCACCAGCGUGCUGUCCAAUGAGGAGCAGCUCUUUGUCAACCGUUUGGGGCACGAUUACCAGUGGAUCGGUCUGAACGAUAAGAUGUUUGAGCAGGACUUCCGCUGGACGGAUGGCAAGCCCAUGCAAUUUGAGAACUGGCGGCAGGGCCAGCCGGACAGCUUCUUCUCCACAGGAGAGGACUGCGUGGUGAUGAUCUGGCACGAGGACGGCCAGUGGAACGACGUCCCCUGCAACUAUCACCUGACCUUCACAUGCAAGAAGGGGACAGUGUCUUGUGGGCAGCCACCGGUGGUGAAGGACGCGCGGGUGUUUGGCACCAUGAAGGCCCGCUACGAGAUCAACUCCCUGGUGCGUUACCACUGCAAGGACGGCUUCAUCCAGAGGCACGUGCCCACCAUCCGCUGCCGCUCCGACGGCCGAUGGGACACACCCAAGAUCACCUGCCUGAGCCCUUCCACCUACCACCAGGCCAUGGGACAGAAGUUCCAGUACAGCAACUUCCUCAACAACAAGAGGCGCGUCAACGACUCCUUCAGGCAUCGUCAGAACUGGAACAAGGAGGACGGAAAAGGACGGCACUGAUCCAUCUAUCACACCUGACGGAGGAAACAAUAAGGAAAUACACCAGAGAGCAAAACACCAUAAUGUGCCUUCAUCAUCACAGACAUCUACACAAAAGCAGUCCGGAAGACAGCCGCCAUUUUUCAUCCAUGCCAUCUUGCCAACGUAAUCUGUUUUAAGAGGUGACACUGCCAUGAAAAAGACGAGAUGUCAACAGCUUACCACUGAAAUGUAGUUAUCAUUGUCUGACUAUGCAGUUAUAAUGUUUUUGUUUUGUUUUGUUUCGUUUCAUCUCUUCUUUUUUCUUUUCUUUUUUUUUUGAGGGGAACAUGCUAAGGGAAUCAAAAACGGAAACAUGUAAAUAGGCAAUCAUUGCUUAUUUUUGAACUUUUCUUUCAGUUCACAUCCAGUGCUAAAGGGGAAUUGAGGAGUUGUGGACGAGCUUUUUUUUUUUUCUUUGGCCUGAUGCUAGUUCUUCUGAGUGAAUCGCUCACUCAGUCACCUAACACUUCUGUAACUGAUGUCCGUGGAUCCCGUGCCGGACUGAGGUAGUGGGGACACUUUUUAGGGGACGCUGACUGAAAAAAGGGAUUCAUUUUUUUAAGUGCAUAAGAAAUGCAGUGACUGUGCUGGCAUGAUUGUCAAUGUAUAGAGAGUGUCCUCCACAGACCCAGACACCAGGGACAGACAGCCUCUCGACUGUGAAAAAGGUCACAGACAUUACAGAUCUCCUGCGGAGGUUUAUUUUUUGUUUUUUGGAGGAUGAGAGGAUUGUAUCAGAAGUGUCACUUUGGUCAUUUUUUUUUAUCAAGGUCAAAGUUAUAUUUACUGAAGUUAUUCUCCAGUAUUUACAAAAAAUAUAACACCCAAAUCCAUCAUUUUUGUACUAGAAAUAUGAUAAAUAUGGGGGUUGUAUAUAUAGGUAACCAUUCUUUUUUUAAUGAAUGUUAUGGUAAGAUAUUAAAAAAGAAAAUGCUGUAUGUGUGACUGCUUCGGUCAGAGAUAUUUUCCACCAGAUAAGUGACGAAAAAAUUUACACAAGACCAUUUAUGUUUUUAAUUUAUUGCAAAUGUUUCUUAUAACAAUGAACUGUGAGAUUUAAAUAAAGUCA